CCCGGACACCCAAAUCCUACUUCUUCUUCUACCUGAUUAUAAACCAAAGAAGUCGCUCUAUUUCCCUCUCUUCAUAUCAUAUUCAUAGUCCACACUACAGAAGAACAACUACUACACUCUCGUAUCUCUCUCUAGAAAAUGGCGAAAACAGUUCUUAUACUCUGUGGAGAUUACAUGGAAGACUACGAGGUGAUGGUUCCAUUUCAAGCAUUGUUGGCUUACGGGAUUUCAGUGGAUGCUGUAUGUCCUGGAAAGAAAGCUGGUGAUACUUGUCGAACUGCCGUUCAUCAGCUUUCUGGUCAUCAGACUUACUCAGAGUCACGGGGCCACAAUUUCACCCUCAAUGCCACGUUUAGUGAAAUCGAAGCAAGCAAAUACGAUGGAUUGGUUAUCCCUGGAGGGCGAGCCCCGGAAUAUCUCGCCAUGGAUGAAUCCGUUCUAGCCUUAGUAAAAAAUUUCUCUGAUUCGGGAAAGCCAAUUGCCUCUGUUUGCCAUGGGCAACUGAUCUUGGCAGCUGCAGGUGUUGGUAAAGGAAAGAGGUGCACAGCAUUUCCCACUGUGAAGCCCACACUACUUUCUGUAGGUUGUCACUGGGUUGAACCACAGACAAUGUCAGCAUGUGUUGCAGAUGGUAAUCUUAUAACUGCAGCAACAUAUAUAGGACAUCCCGAGUUUAUCCAGAUUUUCGUUAAGGCUCUAGGAGGAGCUGUGUCUGGUUCAGAUAAGCGGAUUUUGUUUCUUUGUGGGGAUUAUAUGGAAGAUUACGAGGUUAUGGUACCAUUCCAGGCGCUACAAGCUCUUGGAUGCCAUGUUGAUGCAGUUUGCCCAAAAAAGAAAUCAGGUGAUAUCUGCCCAACAGCUAUCCAUGACUUUGAAGGUGAUCAAACAUACAGCGAGAAGCCAGGUCAUGAUUUCAACCUGACAGAAACCUUUGAAGGUUUAAAUUAUUCGAGCUACGAUGCACUUGUUAUACCUGGAGGCCGAGCACCAGAGUACCUUGCAUUGGAUGAAAAAGUGCUAGUCUUGGUGAAGCACUUUAUGGAGGCAGAAAAACCUGUAGCAUCUAUCUGCCAUGGACAACAAAUUCUAUCAGCUGCAGAUGUUCUCAAGGGGAGGAAAUGCACGGCAUAUCCUGCAGUAAAGCUUAAUGUAGUUUUGGCAGGAGCAACGUGGUUGGCACCCGACCCAAUAGACCGCUGCUUCACUGAUGGGAAUUUGGUGACUGGAGCAGCUUGGCCUGGUCAUCCUCAGUUCAUUUCCCAGUUGAUGACAUUGCUCGGUAUCAAAGUAUCUUUCUAAAUGCUGAUAUGAAAUACAUCAAAUCUGACAUCCUCUCAUCCUCCUCUAUGUUUGUAUUCUAUCUGCAGAUCAACCCCUAGACAAUUCACCACUUAUCUAUAUGUACCUCUUCUCAAAUAAGAAUAAUGUUCUUCGUUGUUUGUUCACUAGUGAAUAAUAAUGUGUUCUAGGAGUGAUGCCUAGAUUGGAUUUACUCUCCCAAACUUUUCCACUUUGGGAUCCCAAGUUAAUAAUAAUAACUUGCUUUAAAAAUGCUUUUUAC
Messenger RNA from Papaver somniferum (opium poppy), 1561 nucleotides. RefSeq names its product protein DJ-1 homolog D. The record is from RefSeq and is a predicted model, not a curated record. NCBI's taxonomy places the organism in Eukaryota, Viridiplantae, Streptophyta, Magnoliopsida, Ranunculales, Papaveraceae. Bases 139 to 1299 code for a protein of 386 amino acids. The transcript has 5 exons.